GAGCAGCCGGGUGUCUGGGUAAACGCCAGUCGUUGAAAGUAGGCACUUUCUUUGGAUCCCAGAUCCCAAUCUGCUCUAGCCACCUACCUACUUCAAGAGUCGAGCGGUUCUCCCACUUCCUCCCAUUCAGGGGGCGGGCGGAAGCUCCAUGUAUUGCCAACGCCGUUCUGUCAAUGUUUCUGGCCACUUCUUGCAACCGACGGGCACAUGUAACCCCUGAGGGUCUUCGAUACCCCCCUGGGCAUGCUACAACUAGGGAGUGUAUAUUCCCCGCCGAGAGUUUAGGGGGGGUCCAUAACAUGAAAGACCCUUCGCGGUCAUCCAGGGGCUCCGAUGGUCCAUGUCUUCGGCGAGGCUCCCAGGCGUAUGCGUGGACUGCCCGCUCAGGGCCACUCGCCCCCAUGGCCGCCGCCGAUGCCCUGCGCUGCCCCGCGAGGGCAUCGUGUCCAACGGGGACGCCACCGGGCCGAAGGAGCGCGCCGUGCUGGCGCGGCAGCUGGGCCACGACGGCGCCGAGUUCACGAGCUGGAAGGUCGCCUCCUCCCCCUUCCUGACUGGGUGCCCCAACGGCAAGAAACAGGACCGGCGCCCAGCGGUUGGCGGAUAGCCUGGUACGAGAGCCAGUCCAUCAGCAUCGACACCUCCCGGGUCUACAUGUUCGACGACUUGGCGGAGAACAUUGCCGGAUUCCAAGGCUCCGGUAUGCAUGCGCACCAGAUCUCGUGCGGCUCCCGGGAUAGCCACGACGCCUCCAUCGGCAUGUGCGGCGGCCGCCCCGAGGACAUCACCCUGGCCUCCGGGGUGACUUUCUGCAGCUGAGGCGAGGCCGGCGCGCGACGCCCGCGUGGGCCCAAGCGGGUGCGGCCCCGGCCCCGAGGGGAGCCGGGGAGCGGCCUGCCGGGGCCCGAUCGUGCGUUGCCCAUUCCCCCUUCUGUCGUUCCCCCUCAUCAAUCCUAAAGGAGGAUUGAGAGCGCGCCGUGGCCGCCGUCACUAGUUAGACGCCAGGACGGCGGUCCAGUCAGAUUGGCCCUCUUUCGCUACCCCUCGUCCGCACCAGACUGGAUAGGGGCGUUUGGGCCCUGCUCCAUCAUCGCUGCUCUCUCCUGAUCCUGCGAUCCCACACUGGGAGGCGAGUCUCGCUGCCAUCCGGCGCUGGCCGCCGGAGGCGUAAUUCGUAACCCGGCAGGGGUCACAGCCUACAGCUCACCCCGCCCGUGUUUCACGACGCUGCAAACCGUCGAUGUCUGAGCUCGCGGCUGUGCCUCCGAAGGCGUCCCGGCGAAAGGAUCGGCCCGCCAGGGGGGGCGCGGCAGACAGAAGCCCUUAUUUGCGGCGUGCCUUCGAAGGCGUGCCGACUAGACAUCCAGGCACGCAGCGAGGACGCA
Prorocentrum cordatum is the source of this 1385-nucleotide messenger RNA. Lineage: Eukaryota; Dinophyceae; Prorocentrales; Prorocentraceae. The record is from the annotation of a GenBank genome assembly.